CUCCGGCGGAAGCGACGACCUCCGCGGCGCUUCCUUCCCUUUCCGUUACGUACAAGGACAAAAGAAAAAGCCACGGCAAACCAUAUUUCCUUGUCCCAGUUUAAAAGGAACUAAUUCCACACCGUUGAGCUGUCUGUCACAUCCUUUUCCUCUAUAAAUUUGAGGCCAACCAUGCAACAAAAAGAGAGAGAAGGAGGGGGAAAAAAAAAAUCGGUCGGAAUGAGCGGCGAGCAUGACCGGUGGGCAAAUCUACUGCCGGAGAUUCUACGCUCGAUCCGUGAGAGAUUAUCGUGGAAGGAUUAUUUUUCUUUCAGACUGACAUGUCGUGACUGGAAUUUCUCCACCGAGCUCGACCAUGGCAUCUACAAGAAGGUCAAGUAUCCGUUCCUGUUGCAUUAUCCCAAGGUCGCUAAAAGUACCGAUGAUCAUUCAUCGCCGUCGGUGGCCUCCAGUUGCUGUCGAGCCUACUCCCCUGCCUACGGCAAAACUUAUUAUAUGCGCGCACCGAAUGAAGUUUCCGACGCCUGUAUCUCUUGCGCCGCCUAUGGAUGGUUGCUUUUCUCUGGAGAGUUUCGAAUUUUCUUUUAUCGCCCCUCCACGGGAGACAUCAUUCAGUUACCCUAUUACGGGCCAAAUCUUCGUGGUAGCUUCAACCGGAUGAGUUUCUCGGCUCCGCCCACGUCCCCUGAUUGUGUGGUUGUGGGUCAAGUGGAUCUCAUCUCCGAGAAAGAAACAUUGAUCCUCUUUAUCCGGCGAGGACAGAGUUGUUGGAAUCACGAUCUAGGCCACGUCCCCAACAGGAUGAGACUGAAGAAUCGUCGUCCCCGGAAACUAACAACGGGAGAUGUCAGGAAGAUGAGAGUUAAAUCCAGUGUGUGCAGUUGGAGCGCCGCCAAUAAGUUUCGGCGGUGCGUGGGAGAUUUCUUCUGGCCUCACUACAAUUCCUCCCCGCUUUUCCACAGAGGAGCGUUCUAUUGCUUGGCUCAGGAUGGAAGGCUGGGGGUUCUGAAUCCCAAGGCGAAAAGCAAGGACAAAAUCUGGAGGGUAUUGGAUACAUCCGCGGCCGACGUUUUUAGAGAUGCCAAGGAAAACGAAGCUUAUUUAGUGCACUGCAAGGGAGAGCUGCUCGCUGUCGUGGUCGGGCCGAUGGGAAGAUUUGUGAGAAUCGUCAAAUUCUACGAGCCGACACGAGCAUGGCGGAUUGUUCAUGACCUCGAAAAUCAUGUGGUGUUAUUGAGUCCCGCAGGAUGCGUGGCCAUGGAGUGCGACGAGGCGGCAGGAUUGAGAAGAAACACUGUUCACUUGCCGAGAUUUUCUGGGCGAAAUCACCACCACGUCUUCUACUCGCUCUCGACCAGACGGUUUCACUGCUUCAACGAGGAGGACCGUACGUUGGACAACUUGUACGAUACGAAGCUCCCCUUGGUUCACGCUUGGAUGACUCCGACUUUCCCAUUCCCUUGCCCAAGAAGAAAGUGGGAUUGGUCGCUGAAACUCAAGGGACGACGUCGAGCAAUGGCGAAGAAUAUUGCAGGUCCGAAACACCGUAUGAUACAUCCGCAUUAUUUGGUAAGGAACUUGAGCUUCACGCAACCACCACCAAGUCACGACGACGAUGAGCAAUAUUCGAUUCCGUUGCAACGUCCUAAGCAAUCAGAAGCCGCGCCAAUGGCUCGACCAUGUCUUGUUUUGAGGAGUGGAGAAGGAGAAGCGAGGCUGAUCGAUUUAAGCAGCGGCAAAGGGGGGCAGCUGAUGGAACAACUAGCACUCAGAAUCGGUUCGAAGAAGGUGUACUCCUCCGGUCAUGGACAUUUGCUGGUGUUGAUUGACAACAAGGCUCGUUCUUGUUCUUUGUUGUAUCCCUCGUCCAUGGUUGAAAUACCACUACCCACAUGGGAAACACCUUUCAGCAGCUACGACGACGACGGAGAAGAAGAUCUCGCGGUUCAUGUGCCUCGUGGGGAAUCGAAACUGGUCGUGAUGGUUUUCGGUAGGAUGGAUGAUGAACAAGCUGGAGAAGAUGGUGUUAAUAAGGGCAAGGACGUGGCAAUGGUUUGGAGAGAUGGUGAUGAAAAAUGGACACUACAUACGAGGCCAAGCAAGCUAAGAGUAGAUGCGAUCCAUGGCGGAACCGUUGCCCACCAGGGUAAGAUUUAUGGCUACGUUUAUGAUCCUUGGGGUAAGGACGAUCUCGCCGUGGUUGAGUUGAGAACGGGAGGAUAUGGAAUAGAGAGCACAGGGGCUACGGCUCCGCAGUUUUUCAGUCCGGGGUUUUGCGGCGAUUGGCGACGGCUGGUGGAAUCGUGCGGCGAACUCUUACACAUAGCUACGUAUUACGCCGGCGACGGUCUUGGUAAAGGGUGCAGCGGCGGGACUUUUAUAGACGCCAAAGUGUUCAAGAUGGAUUUUAGCGUCAUGGAAUGGAGGGUGGUGGAAGACGUGGGAGACCGGGCGUUUCUCUUGGGCGAGUGGGGAUGUUACGCUUGUUGCGCAAGCAAAUCCGGGCUACGAAGGAACAGUUUUUACUUCACGGAAAGCAACAUCAACUUGUGCGUUUAUGACUAUGGAAAUCGCACCAUUUCGUCGAGCUUGCUUGGCCCUGAUGUGGACGACAGUUGGGUGGCAUGUGGGUUUGUAAUGUUGUAUGACUAGCUAGCUAUAGCUAGGGGAAUCGGGACUAGAUAGUGUGACGUCGCGCGCCCUUGUGUUGUUAUUGUAACAACACUAGUCUCCAACCAAUAGGAAGUUAGGAUUGUGAUCGACGACUUUUUAUUAUAUCAACGGCCCACAAGUUAGGAUUGUUGUGAUGGUUACGUUGUAUAAGCUUAAAAUAAAUUAUUAUGUUUUUUUUUAGUGGAAAAUAUCAAAAUGAAACUUUUAUAUAUGAGUGAACUUGGCAUGAUAACUCUCUGAAUAAUAACCUUAUUGCUAAAACAUUCGUUUUACUUCUAUCAUAUUUGAAACUAAACGUUUAGAAUAAUUAAUUUCGAGUAUGGUCUUUUAUAAUAAAGACAACAUAUGAAGAUCGAACAAAUUUAAAAAAAAAAGAGCCACAAGCUAGGGUUUCAGGGUAGAUUAACCUUUGAAAGAUAGAAGAGAAUAAUUACAUGGAGUUGUGCAUGAGCCCAUUGUCAUCAUAUAGUUCGUGAAAUUAUGAGAUGAGAAAGGAGUGGGAGAAUUCCCAAAAUAUUGUUUUUUUUAUUAUCUACCAUCAAUAUGGUGGUUUUAAAUAUAUUUACACAGAUAUUGUGUUUUUGUGGGGAAAGAGAUGCGGGCUCGCAAGAGACUCAAUUUUAUUAGUUUGAAAUGCGGAUCCAAAAUGGACUUGGGCGGACCCGCGUCUGGUGCGGAAACGCAUGGACUCAGCGGACCCGCAUUAGUAGAAAAAAUUAAUAUCAAUUUUGGUCACUCGAAUUACUGAAACAUGUCACAUUUAGUCACUCUCCCGUUACUUAUUUUUAAUGAAUGUCACUCGAAUUACUGAAAUAUAUCACAUUAGUUAGUUUCCCGUUAGUUCCUGUCCAGCUCCAAUGUGACAUAUUUCACGUGAAUUUUUUUUUUUUUUUUGUGUUAGUUUCCCCUAAUAUUUGCCCGGCGAUAUUGAAAUUUAUGAAGGUAUAGUGGCUCUUCCACACCUUCUGAUAUUCAUGAUUGUUUGGCAAAAGCCAAAACACAUUAUAUGUUAUAAUGGUCCACGUGGAAACCUAGGAGAGACCCUUUUUACCUUGUUACUUUGAACCUGAAUGAAGGUUUUUUGGGUAGCCAUGAUGUUUGGAGAUAUAUGCCAACAUAUGUUUAUAUUAAUUAAAUAAUUAAAUAAUUAAUAUUCCCAAACUUUUGUGUGCAUGGUUUCUUCUCCCAAAUGCACUGCAUCUGCAUCGGCGUAAUUUUAUAAUAAUAAUCACCAGUUGGGUUUUGUUUAUUGUUUGUUGUUUCCGGUGACCCAUCAAUCCUCCUCUCUGUUCUUAGUGUUUAAUAAUCUGUCUCUUUCUGUUAAUGAUGAAUAUGUUUUUUUUUUCUUCUGUUAUUUCAAAGUUCCUUUCUUCAGGUUAUCGUUUACCAGUAUCCGGAGACUUAAGAAAUACGUACAUAAAUACAUGCUCUGAAUCUGAACGUAUGUAUACAGAUCUUAGGAUUGGUAUCAUACGUACGUCAUCAACCAAUAAUCCCAGCCAACAUCU
Messenger RNA from Linum trigynum, 4181 nucleotides. Lineage: Eukaryota; Viridiplantae; Streptophyta; Magnoliopsida; Malpighiales; Linaceae. The record is from the annotation of a GenBank genome assembly.